Messenger RNA from Balaenoptera ricei (Rice's whale), 8309 nucleotides. It is a transcript of the gene FBF1, whose product is annotated as Fas binding factor 1. The record is from RefSeq and is a predicted model, not a curated record. The transcript is spliced from 30 exons. Gene Ontology annotation, cellular component: ciliary transition fiber; centriole; ciliary basal body. NCBI's taxonomy places the organism in Eukaryota, Metazoa, Chordata, Mammalia, Artiodactyla, Balaenopteridae. Bases 147 to 3617 code for a protein of 1156 amino acids. Gene Ontology annotation, biological process: cilium assembly; establishment of epithelial cell polarity.
ACAGGCCGACACCAGAGAACUAGAGAAGCCCACCUCCCACUCCUUUCUUCCAAGCUGUGCCAAAGGGAGGAUGAGCCUGAUGGGCAGAAUUCAAAUGAGCUGGACAGCGCUGUGAAGGAGCUGCAGGCAGCCCCCAGAGCCUUGAGAUGGCACCAAAAACCAAGAAGGGAUUGAAAGGCUCCAUCGAUGAUGUCCUUGGUGACCUCCUGGGAGAUGAGACGACACCGCCCGAGAAGCCUGUUAAACUAGCUUCACGUGCCAGAGACGCCACAGGUGCAGCUGAGGCGCUCCCUCCCUCAAGGGCGAGAACAAAGUCCCUCUUGGAAGAUGAUGCCUUCAGCACCAGGGCAGGCUUGGCAGGAGCUGAUGCUGAGGUUUCAGACAUCUCCGAUGCAGACCCGCAGGCCCUGCUCCAGGCCAUGAAGGAUCUGGAUGAAAUGGAUGCUGAUCUCCUGGGUCUGAAGAAGUCUAAUCUAGCCUCAAGCAAAAGGUCUGCAAAGGGUUCUGGGAAAGAAGAGCAGCCUAGCCCUCUUAAACCUGCUGGUGUGUUAACAGCCAGUGAGAAACGAGAUGCCAUUCCCACCAAGAAGCUAUCUCCCUCUCCCAGCAGCCUUGGGCAUCAGUACAGGAAGUUCUCCUUCGAAGACUUGGAAGACCCGUUGGCAGAACUUCUCUCUGAUGAUGAGGAAGGAAUCGCCAAGAAGCUGCCGGGGACGGAGAGUAAAACAGCUUCCGUAAAGAGCCCCGCCCCGGCCAGAGAUCAAGGGCCCUCUAUCCCUCUAACUCCUGGGAACACUCCGGUCCGAAAGAAAGAAGAGUUGCUCUUUGACGAUGGGGACGACAUCAUGGCCACCCUGGGGUUUGGAGACAGCCCCAAAGCAGAGAGGAGGCACACGGGAGACCAGUACCUGCCCUAUGUCCCAUCCUGCAGGGAGGGGCCCCUCCCUGCCCGCUCCAAGCUGGAUGAGCUGCUGGGUCGGGGCACUGCCGCCAAACUCCUGGCCCGUCCGGGCACCGGGGAGCACAGGGAAUUCAAGCUAGACAAGAAGUAUCAGCGGCCACAGGACAAAGAAGACACUGGGGGUGACGAGGACUUCACCUUUGGGGCCUAUCAGCCCACCGUGGGCUCCUCCGAGGGCCGGCAGUCCCGCCGGCAGUCCGUCAGUAGGUUCUUUGAAGGCGGCACAGACCCCAAGGGAGAACCAGGCUCCAGACAGAGCACCCCAGCAGCAUCCAGCCCCACCCAGCCCAGGAGGGGAGGUGCCGACUGGCUGGGCCUCAAGGACGAAGGCUUGGACCUGCUCCCUCCCUCCCCGACCAGGGAGGCUCGGAGGGGACCCCCUCCCGCCAGCCAGCAUUCUGCUCCCAGCCGCCACUCUGCCCGGGCCGGGCUGCCCUCCUUGGGGGCGAAGCCACCAACCGAGGGUACCGGUUCUCCUGCCAAAGGCAGCCAGCCUUCCCAGCCAGGAGCGUCUGAGAAGGAGGAGGAGGGGGACUGGCUGAGCCACGCCCUGUCUCGGAAGAAGUCCCAGGGUCUGGCCAGAGAGGAGCACGACGCAGCCUGUAAGGGCCAGCACUCGGUAGGGGCGCUGCCUUCCGACAGCCAGCCUGCUGCCGGCACCCAAGGGCUCGAGCCAGCAGCCGCCGGGGGGACCCCAGGCACGGCAGCACAGAGGCCGCCUGCCCGGCCUGCCGCCUCAGGGUCCCCCGUGACUUGGAACCCCGCUGCCUUGGCCCUCCAUGCAGGUGACCCAAAGAGGGGAACAGCCCCUGGAGAUUGCUCCGGCACUGAGGCUGCAGUUGGUUUCCCAGGCUCCCAGGAACCCCCAGGGCUCUCUGUGCCUGUCCAGUGCCUGCUUCCAGAGUCCCUGGCCUGGAGCCUGCUGCCCGGCUCCGAAUACCAGCAGCAGCUCCUGGCGGCACAGGCUCAGCUUCAGAGGGGCACUGCCGAGCUCCAGGCCGACCUCCUGCAGAGUCAGGCCCGGCUGGCGGAGCUCGAGGCCCAGGUGCGGAAACUCGAGCUGGAGCGGACACAGCACCAGCUGCUGCUGGAAAGUUUGCAGCAGAGGCACCAGGCAGACCUGGAGCUCAUCGACAGCGCCCACAGGAGCCGAGUCAAGGUGCUAGAAACAUCGUACCAGCAACGGGAAGAGCGGCUGCGGAGAGAGAACGAGGAGCUGUCUUCCCAGUACCUGUCGCGCUGCCAGGAGGCCGAGCAGGCCCGUGCCGAGCUCACAGCCCAGCACCAGCGGCGCUUGGCGGCCACCGCGCAGGAGAAGGACCAGGAGAUGGAGCGGCUCCGGGAGCUGCAGCGGGCCUCCAUCCUGGACAUGCGCAAGGACCACGAGGAGCAGCUGCAGCGGCUGAAGCUGCUGAAGGACCGGGAGAUCGACGCCGUCACCAGCGCCACCUCCCAUACGCGGUCCCUGAAUGGCAUCAUCGAGCAGAUGGAGAAGUUCUCCAGCAGCCUGCACGAGCUGUCCUCCCGCGUGGAGGCCUCGCACCUCAGCACUGCCCAGGAGCGGGAGCUGGGCAUCCGGCAGCGAGAUGAGCAGCUCCGAGCGCUGCAGGAGAGGCUGAGCCGGCAGCAGCGGGACAUGGAGGAGGAGCGGAGCCGGCUCCAGGAGGUCAUCGGGAAGAUGGAGGCGCGCCUGAGCGAGCAGAGCCGGCUGCUGGAGCAGGAACGCUGGCGGGUGAACGCCGAGCAGUCCAAGGCCGAGUCCACGCAGCGCGCUCUGGAGGAGCAGAGGAAGGUCAUGGUCCAGCAGAUGGCCAUGGAGCGGGAGGAGCUGGAGAGGGCCAAGAGUGCCUUGCUGGAGGAGCAGAAGUCCGUCAUGCACAAGUGUGGGGAGGAGCGGCGGCGCCUGGCGGCCGAGUGGGCCGAGUUCUUUGCACAGCAGAAGCUGAGUAAGGAGCGGGCCGAGCGUGAGGCGGAGCGGGCGCUGCAGGUGGACACCCAGCGGGAGGGCACCCUCGUCAGCCUGGCCAAGGAACAGGCAGAGCUGAAGAUCAGGGCGAGCGAGCUCCGGGCCAAAGAGGACCAGCUGGCGGCCGAGAGGGAGGCUCUGGAACAGGAGCGCCAGGAGCUGCGGCUGGAGAAGGAGAGGGUCGGCGCCGCCGCCCAGCGCAUCAGGCUGCGCGCUGAGGAGGUGGAGCGCAUGAGCCAGGUGGCCUCGCAGAAGUACGAGGAGGGGGAGCGAGCACUGCGCGAGGCCCGGCAGGUGCAGUCGGAGCAGCAGGCCCGGCUGCAGCUGGUGCAACAGCAGCAGGAGCGGCUGCGGCAGCAGGAGCGGCACGUGCACCAGGAGCAUCUGAGUCUGGCCCAGCAGCGGCUGCAGCUGGAUCGUAUCCGACAGGACCUGCCCUCCGGGCCCGUGGGGCUGCUCUCCAGGGCCCAGGGCCUGGCAGCCUCUGGCCUGAGUGCCAUCGUGGCUCCUGCCCCCCCCACUCCUCAGUGCAGCCAGCUGCCAGCCGGCCUGGGCCCCUCGCACCUCCACGCCAAGCUGGUGCUGCUGAAACACACAGCUGAGCAGGACCGUGACUUCCUGGAGAACGAACAGUUCUUCCUGGAGACCCUGAAGAAAGCCUCCUACAACAUGACGUCGCAUUCAGCCUGAAGGCCCCACUGCCUCCUCAGCAGAGGCCUGACUCUAGAACCGCCCCACUGCCCGCUGGCCGCCAGCGCCGAGCAGGGGCGUCGGGGAGAGCCCUGCAACGCCCAGGCCCUGAUUACAGCUCUUCCCGUGGACGGGGUGCCAGCGCCUUCUUUCCGACGCUCCGGCCCGCGCGGGGGCAGGCAGGCAGGCGCCCCCGUGCCUCUCAGACUCCCCAGGAGGCAGCAGCCUCUGGGGAGACGCGAGGCUGAGGCCGUCUCAGCCCCACGACACCGUCAGCGACAGCACCGGUGCUCCUGCCCCGCAGACGUCCGGCUCGGGGCCCAGCGUCAGACUGGGCUCUGGGGACCCCUCGGCCCCUCAGCCCAUCGAUGGUCUGGGGAUCUUUUCGCCUGGGCCUCUUCUGAGGCGGGGGGUCUUCUCGACUCCCUUGCCACAAGGAGGCUGCUGCCCUCCCUGCCUGAGAGGCCAGCAGAGGGAGCGCCGGGUCUCCUCCCUGAUGGGGACGUAGAGUCAGGCCGCAAGUUUUCAAGAGCCUUCUAGCCUCCUGGCGGAGGGGGCGGGAGGUGCUGCAGGGGCAGGGAGGGCGCCGUGCCCGGCGGCUUUUACCUCACAGACUGACCUGCCCUUGGGACUCAGCCAGCCCUCCCUGCUCCCAGGCUGGUGCACAAAGCCCCCGCCUCGUUCCCAGCUGCCGGGGCAGCGGACUCGCUAGCACAGAUGCUGGCCUCAUCGGCUUCUUCUAAUGCGCUCCCCAGAGGCAAAGAGGGGGCUGCGGGUGACAGUGGGGUGUAGGGAGGGACAGAAGCUUUUCUCCAUGCUGUUCACUUGCCACAAAACCCCGACCAGUGGGAACGAAGAUGACAGCGAGAGCCCCUGCCUGGGAGGAUACAGAGCGCCGAGGACCAUGAGGGGCCGCACCCCGGCCGCUGUCCCGGGUGGGGGGCUCUGCCCUUCUCCACGUGUGGGCAGAGGGCCAAGGCCAGCCAGAGGGGUGCCAGGACAGGGGUGGGAGGAUUGGUAGUUGUCUCCUGCAGACCCAAGGACUCAACUAAAAAAUUCACAAUUAACCUCUAGAGCGGCUUCUCUCACCUCCCAUCAGAGGGGACCGUCUGGGGAGCAGGAAGGUGGUGGAGGAGAGGGCAAUGCCGAGUGGGGUGUGAGCGGGCACAGGUGCAUCUCUGCUCUUUUAGAACAGCUUUCAGAGGGAGCUCAUUUAUAUACAGCCUCUUGGACCCACUAAAUUGCUAUAUUCUUCUCUUUUUUUUUGGCCGUGAGGCUUGUGGGAUCUUAGUUCCCCGACCAGGGAUUGAACCCAGGCCCUCAGCCGUGAAUGCGCACAGUCCUAACCACUGGACCACCAGGGAAUUCCCUAAAUUGCAAUAUUCUUAAUGAUUGGAUUCUUAGAAUUUGCCAUGGCUCAUCAGAGUUUGAACCUAUUUCUUGGAAACGUUUGCUCUGUAGGGCUGUUAUUUGCUGUAAAACUGGCCAGGGCUGGGACUCUCCAGCCCCAUACUCCCCUGGCUGGACCACAGGCAGGAGAAGGGUGUGAUUGUCACCCCUACUUCGCAGAUGAAGGGACUGAGACUCAGAGGUUAAAUAAUCUGCCAAAGGUGAUGCAGCAAAUAGCAGAACCUGAUUUGAGUUCUGCUUGGACAGAUUCCAAAGCCCCAGGCGCUCAGCCACAUCACCGCUGGCUCCUUCUAGAAAAGCGUGCUGCACACGGUGCUUCUGUGAAGUAGAAGAUCCCCAAGCCGCUGCUUGGGGUGGUGCCCACACAGAGGAGGGACGCAUUCGUGUCCCAUUUAGAAGCCUUGUUGAAGCUUGGAAUUCAAUCCUCUCAACACACACUUAACGAAUUCCCACCUGUGUGAAGGGCCGGAGGUGGGUCUAAGGUUGGGCACAGCCUGGGAGCAGCUGGCAUUUAAGCAGUCACCUGACAGGUAUGUGGGUGAUCACAGGCACAUGUUGGGGGAGGGUGCAGGGAGACCCAACGGGAAUGAGUUUAGAAUUAGGGGGCAGGUCGACGAGGCUCUGUAUACCUUGUUAAAGUUUGAAUUUUUAUCUUCAGGGCAAAUGGGUGUUCAUUGAAGGGUUUUAAACAGGGUGGAACCAUUUUUGUGUUUUAGAAAAACUACUGUGGCUUUGGGUGGAGAACAGACCGACCAGAGCGGGCAGGAGUGGGGACAGGGAAGCAGGCAGAAGGCUGUCUGCCGUGGUAUUGGGGAGACGGGAAAGCACUGCGCCGGGCGUGGCACUGAGGGACCUGGUGCCUGACAUGCAGGCAGGGUCAGGAAAGAAGACGUGUCGAGGCGGACCCCCAGGUUGCUGUCUUGGGCAACUGGGUGCCCAUGGAACAGCCAAGUAGACACAUCCCACAGGCACUUAGUUACGAUGACACAUUACCCAGUGUAACUGCUCUGGAUCCCUGUCACUGGCGUUAAGGUGUGGCAGGUGGCUUACACACCCCCUUUUCAUUAACGUUCUCCCACGCCACAGGCGGGAGACAGCUGCACACAGGAGUGAGUGUUCUGUAUCUGCUGAUCUUUCAAAUUUUCCCUUCAAAAUUAUAAACAACUCCUCAAGGUCAUAACCCAGAUGUUCCCUGUAGAAAGAGAAAUACUGGUGGAAAGUAAUGAUGAUCAAAGACACUGGCUGGGCUAAUACUUCCAGUUUCAAGAGUUAUUCAUGUUUAUUAUUUGCCUCAAGUUGAUACAAGUGGGAAUCCCUGCUAGGCCUUUCAAACAGUUAAAAUCCCAGCAAGCCCCAUUCUUAGAGGGUUCUAGGACAGCGAGAGAACAGGAAUGUUUUUCAAAAGUAAGGAAUAAUGGAGAAAUAACAGCCAUCUGAUUGACCAGCAAGCCCUAUGCCUCUGCCCCGGAGGUCCCAUGAGUCUUCAUUUCUAGAGGGGCAGGCUGGGGUGGGGGUGGGUUUAGAGGCAUGUAGAAGAGGAUUCAGAAACAAAAGGAGAAGAUAAAAUAGCAAAGGAGGCCAGAUUUAAACAAAUGCAGGACAUUAAGAAUAUAGGAACCCCUGUGCCCCUCCCGGCCUGAGGCACAGUCCUGGUCUGCCCACAACCUUCAGCUCUGCUCUUCGAUCAGCAGAAUUUCACAAAUUAAUAAGCAAUGCCUCCAGGAACUUCCCUGGCGGUCCAGUGGUUAAGACUCCGUGCUUCCACCGCAGGGGGUGCGAGUUAGAUCCCUGGUCGGGGAACUAAGAUCCCACGUGCCAUGCGGCGCGACCAAAAAAAUAAGUAACAUCUGAAUAAAAAUGAAAAUAUAAAAAAUAAUAAAAAUAAGCAAUGACUCCGUGAGGGCAGGACUGGGUCCUAUGGGCCUUAACAUAUAGUAGCUGUGCAUUGAUGGGUGAAUUGGCAGUGACAGUGAGUUUAGCUGUUUGGCUGCUGUUUAUGAAAGCCAAAUUCAAGGUGUGGCCACUUCCUGCUGGAUUAAGAGACCCCUCAUGCCAUUUCAGUGUGAAUGUGAGGGUCAAGCUUCUGCUAGUACCAGAGCAACUGAAUGGGUCAGCAGCCCUGGUUGAGACAUCAGGGAAGGCUUCCUGGAGGGACCACUUCACAGGGUCUAGGAGGUAGCCAAGCAACAGGGGGAAAGGUAAGGAGUGCAAGGCAGAGUAACAGCAUGUGCAAAGGUCCGGUGCCAGGGGGAGAAAAGUGCUGAGUAAGUGAAAAAUGUGAAACCGAGUCCCUGUAAAACCGUGUUCCCUUACCGAGUUUAUGAUUAAUCUCUCUAUCCAAAACUUUAUUCCCUUUCUUGUCUCCUCUGAUCUCAAUCCUGUGCUAACUGAACAGUAAUCAACCAGAGUCAGAUGACUAAAACUGCUGCUGUUGAUAACAUCGUUAAUGUACUAAAAUUGCUAUUAUUAUAGAUAUCGCCGUUAAUGUGCAAACUCAGGCCUUUUCUCCAGGGCAAGAUGAGCUAACAGACCCCCAAGCCAUGGACCACCUGGCCAGAGAGUCGUAAACCAGAAACAUCCUGAUUCCCAAAACUUCGAUUAAGAAAUGUAGGGGGCUUCCCUGGUGGCACAGUGGUUGAGAAUCUGUCUGCCAAUGCAGGGGACACUGGUUCGAGCCCUGGUCUGGGAAGAUCCCACAUGCCGCGGAGCAACUAGGCCCGUGAGCCACAAUUACUGAGCCUGCGCGUCUGGAGCCUGUGCUCCGCAACAAGAGAGGCCGCGAUAAUGAGAGGCCCGCGCACCGCGAUGAAGAGUGGCCCCCACUUGCCCCAACUAGAGAAAGCCCUCGCACAGAAACGAAGACCCAACACAGCCAUAAGUAAAUAAAUAAAUAAAUAAAAUAAAAACCCAAAGUUUAAAAAAAAAAAAAGAAAUGUAGGGACUUCCCUGGUGGUCCAGUGGUUAAGACUUCGCCCUCCAAUGCAGGGGGUGCGGGUUCCAUCCCUGGUCAGGGAGCUAAGACCCCAAAUGCCUUGCAGUCAAAAACCAAAACAUAAAACAGAAGCAAUAUUGUAACAAAUUCAAUAAAGACUUUAAAAGUGGUCCAUAUUAAAAAAAAAAAAUCUUAAAAAAAAAAAGUCAAAAAACGAUGAUUAACUCCAGCUUCCUUUUUCCUCCCCUAAAAAAAAAAACACAAAACUCAAAGACCAAGUUGGGGUGGAUCUGAGGUUUGUCUCCCACUCCCUUGCUUGGUGCCCUGCAAUAAAUCUACUCUGCUGCAAA